AUGGAACCCGAAACUUCUUCUUACAAGAUUAUAUUAGGUUCUUCCUCCAUCGCACGCCGCAAGAUUUUAUCCGAAAUGGGAUACCAAUUCACAUUAAUGACUGCAGAUAUUGAUGAAAAGAGCAUCCGAAAAGAGACUCCGGAAGAGUUAGUUAUGGCACUAGCUGAAGCCAAGGCCAAUGCCAUUAUUUCCAAACUUGAAACUACCGGUAAUCAAGCGAGAGUUCAUGAACCGACGCUUUUAAUUGCUGCUGACACAGCAGAAGCCAUCUUACAAAGGCUCCCUGUUGGUGACUACUUAAAGGAUGCCGAGCCAACUUUAUUAAUUACUUCUGACCAAGUAUACAUCACGUUCUUCUGA
Molecule: messenger RNA, 360 nt
Organism: Lathyrus sativus (Indian pea)
Lineage: Eukaryota; Viridiplantae; Streptophyta; Magnoliopsida; Fabales; Fabaceae
Source: the annotation of a GenBank genome assembly